AUGCCCGAGAAGCUCAUCGCCGUCGUCGGCGCCACUGGAAACCAAGGUGGCUCCGUCGCUCGCCGCUUCCUCGCCGCGGGGUACCGCGUCCGAGGGCUCACCCGCAAUGUCUCCUCUCCCGCCGCCACGGCGCUAGCAUCCCUCGGUGUGGAGGUUGUGCAGGCGGAUCUGGAAGAUGUAGACUCACUGAAGGAGGCCUUCCGUGACGCCAACGUCAUCUUCAGUGUGACGAACUACUGGGAACCCUUUUUCCGGCCGGACUGUCGCGCAAAGGCCCAGCAGCUUGGCAUCUCGUGCCGCAAGUACGCGUAUGAUGUUGAGUAUCGUCAGGGACGGAACAUUGCUGAUGCCGCGGCGGCAACGGUGGACACACUCGAUGAGAACGGCUUCUUGGUGUCGACGCUGAGUCACGCAGAGAAGUGUAGCGGUGGGAAGUUCAAGGAGCUGUACCAUUUCGAUGCAAAGGCCGACAUCUUCCCUGGCUACGUGAACGGGAAGUAUCCCAGUCUGGCUGCAAAGAUGUCGUGCAUCCACACGGGUUACUUCUUCACAAGUUACAAUAUCCUGCCAAACUCCUACUUCGGAAAGAACCCUGACGGCACGUUCACAAUGGCAUUCACCACUUCCCCGGAGAAGCCCGUGCCUCACUUCGACCCAUCCGGAGAUAUGGGCAACUUCACGUACGCCAUCUCUCAAAUGCCACCCGGCAAAGCCUACAUGGCUGAGGGAUCAACCUGCACUUGGCCCGAGUUUCUUGAAACAUGGGCUCAGGUGACGGGAAAGACGGCAACUUACAAGCAGGUCACCCCUGAGGAGAUGAUUGGGGCCACAGGAGAGCGCGAUACCGGCAUCGAAGUUGCGUACAUGUUCUCGUAUUCCUCGGACCCUGGAUACGAUGGCGGCAUGGACCUGUUGACGGCCGCUGAUAUUAGAAAGGCGGGCAUCGACUGCCAGUUGACUAGUUGGCGAGACUGGGCAGCUAAGAACGACUGGUCUUCUGUAUUAAAUAAAUAA
Molecule: messenger RNA, 1014 nt
Organism: Colletotrichum aenigma
Lineage: Eukaryota; Fungi; Ascomycota; Sordariomycetes; Glomerellales; Glomerellaceae
Gene: Nmral1-2
Product: NmrA-like family domain-containing protein 1
Exons: 3
Coding region: 1-1014 (337 amino acids)
Source: RefSeq, a predicted model, not a curated record